AUGAGGCUACAACAGAGCUCCUCUCAUCCUCCGAAUCAGACCUAUAUCAGCCUUACAAGGUUACUCUCCCGUCUCGAGGAGAAAUUUCCCGCAGAUGUCUACCAUGUUCCGACGUCCAGGCCAUCGGCGUUUGAGAUGGCCAAGGUUAAAGCUAAUUUAGAAUAUGCGCACACUCUUCUGCAACAGUUGGAAAAUGAAGCCGUGGGACUUAAGAACCUAAGUCAGAGACAAAUUGCACUAUCAGACUUACAACCUCAGAGGAUUAGUGUGAAACGGCUACAGGAUGUCAUAAACUCUCUAGAACUUCUUGAAGAUACAACGGUUAUACGUGUCAUAGAAGAACCAUCAGCUGCUGAUGAAGAGGAGGAAAGGACAUCGGAGGCCCCAGCUCAGGCAGCUGCGCCUCCGAAACCGACUGUUGUAACCCAGUCAAGUGUAGCACCUCCGGUUCCAACAGCUACCGCUGCACCUUCUAACGAACCAGCAUCAGUUCUACGCAACCGUUUGGGCAAAUACUCCGAAAAAGAUGAAAAGGCAGAACUAAGUUCUGAAGAACAACUAUCUCAGGACCGUCAUGAACAAGAUGACCUCUCAGAGAGUCUCCUCAAGAUGGCAGAGCAACUAAAGGCAAACUCCAGACGCUUUGCAGACGAGUUAGAAGGAGAGAAAGAUAUCCUUCGCACUGCGGCGGACGGCCUAGAUAAGAAUACCACUGGACUCCAAGGAGCUGGACUCCGAAUGUUGAAGUUGAAACAAGGACAGGACGUUACGUGGUGGUAUCAAUUGAAAGUAUUUGCAGCAUUGCUUGGAUUGGCGUUGACGGCAAUUAUCAUAUUCUGGUUGCCAAAGUUGAGAUGGGGAUCUUUCACGUUGUAG
This is a messenger RNA of Orbilia oligospora ATCC 24927, 876 nucleotides long. RefSeq lists its product as uncharacterized. Bases 1 to 876 code for a protein of 291 amino acids. Gene Ontology annotation, biological process: retrograde vesicle-mediated transport, Golgi to endoplasmic reticulum. The transcript is spliced from 5 exons. Lineage: Eukaryota; Fungi; Ascomycota; Orbiliomycetes; Orbiliales; Orbiliaceae. Gene Ontology annotation, cellular component: SNARE complex; endoplasmic reticulum. Gene Ontology annotation, molecular function: SNAP receptor activity. The record is from RefSeq and is a predicted model, not a curated record.